This is a messenger RNA of Solanum tuberosum (potato), 486 nucleotides long. RefSeq names its product RNA-directed DNA polymerase homolog. The record is from RefSeq and is a predicted model, not a curated record. Lineage: Eukaryota; Viridiplantae; Streptophyta; Magnoliopsida; Solanales; Solanaceae. The transcript has 2 exons. The coding region runs from base 1 to 486 and encodes 161 amino acids.
AUGAAGGAUGGCAUGAUGUGCAUGUGUAUUGAUUAUAGGCAGUUGAAUAAGGUGACAGUGAAGAACCGUUACCCCAUGCCUAGGAUUGAUUAUCUAUUUGACCAGCUUCAGGGUGCCACAGUGUAUUCAAAAAUUGAUUUGAGGUCUGGUUAUCAUCAGCUAAGGAUUAAGGUAGUGGACAUCCCUUUGACCGCAUUUAGGAUUAAAUAUGGCCACUAUGAGUUCCUAGUAAUGUCUUUUGGGUUGACUAAUGCCCCUGCCGCCAUCAUAAACUUGAUCGUGGAUGACAUUCUUGUAUACUCACGGAGAAGGAGUGAUCAUGAGCAGGAUCUGAGGAUUGUGCUCAAGACUUUCAGAGAUCAACGUCUUUAUGCCAAGUUCUCAAAGUUUGAGUUUUGGUUAGAAUCUGUAGCAUUCUUGGGGAACGUGGUCUCCAAGCAUAGCAUCAUGGUAGAUCAAAUGAAGAUUAAGGCUAAUCGUUGUUAG